AAACGCCCAUAAUCCUUUCCUAAAAUGACCUUUUGUUUGCUUCUCCGCUACCGCCGAAGUCAGAGAUAGCAUUCCCUGCUUUCUCUCUCUCUCUAAAGUCGAUAGAUCUCUUUGCAAUUUUCUCCCAAACACCGGAUUUUCUCGAGAAAAAUAUUGCACUGAUCUUCUCUCUGAUCAAUGCACUUUUGAGGGAUCAGAACUAUGUCGGACGCUUUGAUAAAUGGAUUGGCGGGAGCCGGUGGAGGGAUCAUAGCUCAACUCAUUACGUAUCCUCUUCAAACUGUAAAUACUCGUCAACAAACAGAUCGUGAUCUCAAGAAAGAGAAACGGAAAGUUGGAACUAUUGAACAAAUGCGCCAGGUUGUUAAGCAAGAAGGAUGGGAACGGUUGUACGGAGGAUUAACGCCUUCAUUAGUUGGUACAGCUGCAUCUCAGGGUGUUUACUAUUAUUUCUAUCAAAUAUUCAGGAACAAAGCUGAAAUUAAAGCACUUGAAAACAGGAAAAGGGGGAUUGGUGAUGGAUCUGUUGGGAUACUUUCAUCACUCAUUGUAGCUGCUUUAUCAGGGUGCGUAAAUGUGCUGUUGACUAACCCCAUUUGGGUCAUUGUGACACGUAUGCAGACUCACAAAAAAGUUUCGAAGAAAGUUAACCCUAAUAGGUUGGCAACUCCUGUCCCGGAGGAUACAGUUCUUUCUGUCUUCGACCCUCUUCCUUACGGAACUGUUCAUGCGAUUCAAGAACUCUAUGAUGAAGCUGGAUUUUUGGGCUUCUGGAAAGGUGUAUUCCCAACAUUGAUCAUGGUCAGCAAUCCGGCUAUACAAUUUAUGCUGUAUGAAACGAUGCUGAAGAAGCUUAAGAAACAACGAUCUCUUCUUGGUACCCCAGGCAACAAUGGAAUAACUGCUUGGGAGAUAUUUCUUCUUGGAGCUUUGGCAAAACUGGGAGCUACUGGUGUGACCUACCCUCUUAAUGUAGUAAAGGCCAGACUUCAAGCAAAACAGGUUUCAACCGGGGACCAAAGGCAUCAAUACAAAGGGACUUUGGAUGCUAUUCUAAAGAUGAUCCGAUACGAAGGCUUCAACGGAUUUUACAAAGGUAUGAGCACAAAAAUCGUACAAAGUGUUCUUGCAGCUGCCGUAUUGUUCAUGAUCAAAGAAGAACUCGUCAAGGGUGCUCGAUUGUUGCUCGAUAAGGGCAGCAUCCAUACUGUGAAAUCGAAGCCUCCUUGACUCGAAAAAUUCUUUUGCUCUUCGCUCCGCCCCGCCUCCGAUCACUUCCGAUUUCAACAUUGGUAAGUUACCGCUCAAUUUAUUCAAAGCUUGGAUUGUAUCAUAUAUUAUACCUAUAAAUAAAGGGAUAUAUAUAAAAUGAUUACGUGUUGAAAUAAAAUCAAUGUAUAAUUCAAUU
Molecule: messenger RNA, 1408 nt
Organism: Hibiscus syriacus
Lineage: Eukaryota; Viridiplantae; Streptophyta; Magnoliopsida; Malvales; Malvaceae
Product: peroxisomal nicotinamide adenine dinucleotide carrier-like
Exons: 11
Coding region: 202-1230 (342 amino acids)
Biological process (GO): transmembrane transport; nucleotide transport
Source: RefSeq, a predicted model, not a curated record